GUUUCCAUAGAAAUAGUUAAUAUAUAUAUUUAUUGACCGAUCAACUGCAUAGUGUUUUUUAACGGUUAUGUUCUGUUGAGAUUGACUUUACUGUUUACUGCAAAUUAGCUUAAUGUUUGGGGUCCAAGAGACCCCAAUGAUUUAUGUGUAAAAUAGUCAUAAUACUUUCAUAAUUUACCUGUUAAUUCCCCUUCACAAUUCAUAUAAUGUUCCUCAGACCUAAUCAAAGCCCAUUAAACAGUUGUUUUUUUAAUCUUAAACUCUCUUUUUGUAUCAUACAGUAGACAAGCUCUUUUUCAGAAAUGUGACUGUCAUUUCAAUCUAUAGUAACGGUACAUCUGUCUAGGGUCAAAUUGACCUCAGCUAUGGUAGGAAAAUACUAUAAAACAAAAACAAAAUAGACAACCGUCAGGACUGUGAAGUUGAACUGCCAGUGUGUACACCAUUCAGAACAUCUUAACACGUAAAAAUGCAUUGCAUUUAGUCAUGUGUUUUGUCUAAGGCUUCUGAGACUCCAUGCAGGCAUAAUGUUUCAUAGAGCAGGAUGUGUGAUCAUUAAUGUUAUCAAGUAAAAUUUUGUUUAUAACCAUCAGGGCUGUUUCUGAGCAUAUCGGGGCCCUCAGCGAAAUCUUACUUAGAGGAUUUAUUCUUAGCGGGGCCCCCUGGUGAUUGGGGGGUUAUACCGCUUCUAGUUAGAAAUGGCCCUGAUAACCACUUCUCAUAAGAUUACGAAAAGUUAUGAAGUAUCAUCUUGAUUCUAAAAUGUUAAGUAUCUGUAUAUCUAUCUAUCUCUCUCUCUCUCUCUCUCUCUAUAUAUAUAUAAGCAAUAUCACACGAGCAAGAGUGCGAUAUGGCCCUACAUCAGCACUGAUAGUGCUGAUGUAGGGCCAUAUAGCACGAUUGCGAGUGUGAUAUUUCUUAUAUACAACAGUUCAAUGAAUAAGCAAAUGUUAAAAAUUUGGAAAAACUGAGUAUAAAACGCAUUUGUGCACGGAACUACUUUCUUAUGCGACGGAUCAGAGUUUUCCAUUGCUGGUUCAAACAAAUGAUGUGUCCAAGCCUUAGUUAGUAAUUAAAAAAUGUUACUUCAGAAAUAGUGUCAUGGCUUGUGCUGUUUUAUUGGAUAAACAAGGAUGUGUGUGUGUGUGUGUGUGUGUGUGUGUGUGUAUGAGAGAGAGAGAGAGAGAGAUGAAGCAUGUGCGAUCACCUGUUGCCACUCCCAAGCAGAGAUGCUGUCAGCUUUCUGAAGAUCAGCUUUCUCAGUGGAAAAAUAGCCGUCCAAGCGGGAUUAUUCCUCCCUAUUUCACGGUAGCCGACGCACAAUGAUGAGUUCCAAUAUUCAUGAUGAGCCCUCUUCAGAUGUGGACCCUGUUGCAAUGAGUAACAGCCAGCCUGAUCCAUCAUCAGCUUCUGAUGGAGUGACACCCACACGUUUAUUAAAAAUGAAAGAAAUAAUGGAAAACCAGUGCUUUGAGAUGAAUGUUAAAGUCAGUAUGGGAAAACACAAAGAUUUAUGUGAAGCUGAUGCAGAUCUAUCCAAAUAUGAAAGUGAAAUAGAGCAGGCAAGGCUCUCACAUUUCAGCAAAACCCUGGUAUUGAUCAGAAUGCAAAUUUGGAAUACUAUCACAGAGAAGAUCAUUCAGAAUGAUGCAGAUGCUGAGCCAUUGAAGGCACUAACCAACCAGAACACAGAGCUUUGUGAAAAGACCAUGGCAAUUUUAAAGGAAACACGAGAUCUUCAGGAUCAGAUCACAGAUUUUCAAAAGGAAAGACUAGAUUUAAAAGGACAGAUAAAGAAGAAAAUGCAAGAGAUAAAUGAGUUGAAACAGGUGAAGGAAGAUCAGGGAGAGGUUCAGCAGAGGGCUAAGGAAAGAGCUGAAGCAGUCCUACAGAAAUAUCAGAAGGUCACAGCCAUUUUACAAAAUGUUCUCCGGGGAAUCAUACUUGCCAGUAAAGUGAACUGGAGAGAUGACCCUAAAUUAAGAGACAUUACAAUGGGACUGGAGCACAUACCCAACUGAAGAGGACCUAUUCAAACACCAUUCUCCCACCACUGUAAAUACUGUUUAUAAAAUGCAUAGUUACUUUUAAACGAAAUCCCAGUGUUACAGGAAAACAACCUCAAUGUGAAUGUGCAUGGGAGCAGCAAAAAACAUUUUCUGUAAAUUUAUGCAAAAUUGUAAUGAUUCCUUUUAGUGACUGAUAUGGAAAGGAUCUUUCAACAUGCUUGCUGUAUAUUUAAGCUUUUUACACCAGCUCAUUUAAGUCUAAUAGAAUGUUUAAAGAAUCAUACGGAAAGUGUGAUGGACAGUGGUAUUAGACUUAAUGAACUCAAUUUGCAAAUGAAUUAUUAUUUUUAUUUUUUUGUAAAGUUCAUACCGACUAAUGAACUGACAGUUUAGAGUGCCAUUUCUCAUGUGUAUCUAAUAACUUUCUCACCCUAAAGUGACACUAAUUAGAUAACAUGCUGAUUGGACAGGCUUUAAUUUACAAAGCAUUUUAAUUCCCAAUCACUUAAAGUGAAAGAUUUCAUAUAGACAUAAACAUACCGACAUGAUUUAAUGAACAAAGUUCAAAAACAGAAAUCUAAUAGAAAAUUCAAAUACAUCCACAUAUCAUAUUUUCACCACCUGUCCUGCUAUACAUGGGCUCACUCUCUUCCCUGCCACCAGCACAGGAUUUGGCUGAAUGAGCAAACGUCCAUAAGUCCCACCCACCUGUCCUUUAGUGAGAUGUCCAGGAUUAACACACACACAGCCGAUCACAUCCUGAAAUGUGACAUUAUUUAAUGAGCACAAAUGACAGAUGUUUAGUUAGAAGGGACAUUUCUAAGAUGUGAUCAUUUACCUUGAUGAAAUAACGAAGUUCAGAAGGAACAAUAAGGAUAUCAGGUGUGAUGGCCAUUUGGCCAAAUUGUUGAAAGUUCUCAUAAUCCAUGUUAACUUCCUCCGCAGGAGGAUAUAGCGGAUAGUAAGCUAAAAGAACAUAAAAUGGAAACUUUGAGGAAUAUGUACAUCUCACAAGCAGCAGAGAAGUGUAGAGACAAGUACUACUACUACUAAUGUCUGACAUUGUUUUCAUUUUUAAAAUCAGGUAGUUUUCUACUAACCUUCUCUGGGUCAACAUUUCAUGAUCCGUGAGAAACGUUCAGUGCCUGUGCUGCUGUAAAACCACAGUAAAACUCAAUCAGUGCU
Myxocyprinus asiaticus (Chinese sucker) is the source of this 3194-nucleotide messenger RNA. Its product is annotated as centromere protein H-like. Gene Ontology annotation, molecular function: kinetochore binding. The record is from RefSeq and is a predicted model, not a curated record. Bases 1323 to 2021 code for a protein of 232 amino acids. Gene Ontology annotation, cellular component: kinetochore; nucleus. The transcript has 10 exons. Lineage: Eukaryota; Metazoa; Chordata; Actinopteri; Cypriniformes; Catostomidae. Gene Ontology annotation, biological process: mitotic spindle organization; kinetochore assembly; chromosome segregation.